AUGAAUCCACGCGUAGAAGUCGGCUUCCUGGUUAGAUAUAUGGCCUCAAAUGUGUGGAAGAUCUGGUUUCCACAGUCCGGCAAAGUGCGGUUUAUUCGCGAUGCGGUAUUCGAUGAAUCCCGAAAGUAUUCACCCGAGUUCGCGCAUUAUCAGCCUAUCCCACUGCCACUUAUUAAGGAACCGCAGGAACUGGAUAGAACAGAAGUCCAGAAGGCGAUGCAGACAUCGAUCACUACCGGGAUAAUGCCUGAGGAAACUGGUCAGGGGGUGGAGGAGACGGAAGACCAUAAUUGUCUUUUCAGCCAAAAAACCGUCUCUUCCCUAGCGCAAAGAGUAUUCCCAACACCUGAGCCGGCACCGAAUCAACACAAUAACGAAACAUACCAGGAGGUGCCUGGCGCUUUCCCUGAUGAAAUUCUCCCCCCAUUACCACCGACACCACCGGACGAAGAGGCUCCGGACCCUGGUCAGGGGGUGGAAACCGACCCAGAACCAGUCGUGCGAGACCAGGCCCCAGAAGCCAUCGAGUGCAUCGAACAAACCGACACAGAUCAUCACCAGAGAGAGGAAGGUUUCCUCGCAGCAAUAAGGAAAGAACUCGACUCUCUGGCACAGAAAGAGACGUACGAUGUGGUGGAAAGACCAAAAGACAGAGGCAAGCAAAUCCUUCCCCUGCUUUGGGUAUUCGCCUAUAAAUUUGAUCAGGACGGUUACCUCUUGAAGCUAAAAGCACGUAUCUGUGUACGUGGCGACCUAGAAACGAUCUCAUCCGAAGAGAAGCGAGCUGCAACGCUUGCAGCACGUACGGCACGUAUGAUCUUUGCCUUGGUCGUAGCAUUUGACCUUGAUCUACGACAGCGGGACGCGGUGACGGCAUUCCUGAACAGCAAACUAAACAAGGAGACAUACACGAGGAUGCCAGAAGGUUUUGAAUCCCCAGGGAAGUGCUGGAAGCUCCACCGAGCUUUGUACGGGUUGCGUAUAUCGCCGCGCCUGUGGCAGCAGGAAGCAGCGGGCGUCCUGCAGAAGCUCGGGUUGCGACAAGUCCCUGAGGAUCCAUGUGUCUUCGUAGGCGAAGGAAUCCUUGUAUUCUUCUAUGUCGAUGAUAUAUUAAUUGCUAGUCACCGGUCAGCAAGAGAACGAGCGCAGAAGCUCGAACGGGAUCUCGAAGACCACUGGGAGCUCACUGAUCAUGGCGAUGCAGGCUGGUUUCUGAAUAUUCGGAUCAUCAGAGACCGGAAGCAAAGGAAGCUCUGGCUAUGCCAGGAUAGCUACAUUACCAGUGUAGCUAUGCGGUAUAACCUCACUAAACGUGCACCAGUGUUCACCCCGCUUCCAGUUGAGGAGCUGAAGCCAUACGAGGGCAUUGCAACACCUAGAGAGAUCCAUCUUUAUCAACAGAAGGUUGGAUCUGGUGGAUAUGCAACCACGAUCACUCGUCCGGACGCUGCAAAGGCAAUGGCAAAGUUGGCGCAGUUCCUUACCAACCCCGGCCCUCAACAUCAUCAUGCUGCAGACAGAGCGCUAUCAUACCUCUACACCACGCGAUACCUCGCCAUCGAGUAUUGCCAGAAUAGCGGACUUGAAUCUGUGCGGCUUGCAAGUGAUGCAUCGUACGGUGACCAUGAAGACCGGAAGAGUUCAGCAGGAUACAUAUAUCAGGUGUACGGUGGCCCCGUGGAUUGGAAGGCUACCAAGCAACGUACAGUGACUACUUCCACCACUGAAGCUGAACUAUUGGGUUUGUCUGAUGCAGGCAAGCACCUCCAAUGGUGGAGGAGACUACUUGGGCAUGUGGGCUUCAUACCCUCCCAUAUCAUCACCAUUCAGUGCGACAAUGAGCGAGCAAUUGGUCUGCUCCAAGGAGACGACGUGGUGUUUGACACCAAGCUCCGACAUGUGGAUAUACACCACCACUGGCUACGCCAAGAGGUCAGGGCAGGUCGAAUCGCCAUUAGAUGGACACCUACCGCAAGUAUGGUGGCCGAUGGACUCACCAAGGUGCUCCCGCGACAAAAACAUGACAAUUUCGUCAGGUUGCUGAAUAUGGUGGAUAUAAGUCACCUGAUUGACUAG
Molecule: messenger RNA, 2076 nt
Organism: Penicillium atrosanguineum
Lineage: Eukaryota; Fungi; Ascomycota; Eurotiomycetes; Eurotiales; Aspergillaceae
Product: Ty1/Copia family ribonuclease HI
Exons: 3
Coding region: 1-2076 (691 amino acids)
Source: RefSeq, a predicted model, not a curated record